AUGCCCCUCCUCGGCUCCGCCCUAUUACUACUGCUCCUGGUACUUCCCCAGGUCCAUGCCUUUGGAGCAGGAAACAUCGCCUCAAUCUCAGCAAUCGAAGGCAAGAAUUGGCGCCACGGAGAUAUCGAAGAUGUUCUCAAGACCCUGGCCUUCAUCCACGGCCACAAAUGGACCUCCACCAUGGUCAAGCGCGUGUAUUUCGGCAACUGGCUGCGCGACUAUUCGCAGGCCAUGGACGUAGGCACUCUUAAGAGUUUGCAAGCCGAGACCAUCCGUGUUUUAGUGUGGGUCCUGUCGUUCCUGAGCUUCGGCUAUGCCACCGGUGAAUUCGAGGUCACCUCGGACCGUCUGGGUGUUUAUCGUCCUGAAGAACACAUUGAUAAUCCCAAGGAUUAUGCUGACAAUGAAGAUGCGCGGCAAUUCGACAAGCGCCUGCGGCCUCCGGUGCGUAAUGUGGAGCUGGAAAUUGACCAGAACACCGGUAUGAAGAACUACAUUGCCAAUGAGCGCGGAGACUGGGCUACCAGUGCGGCUUAUAUUAAGUUCAGUCUGAGUCGCAGCAUCCACUAUGGACGUAUGUACACCUCGGGCGGCCAGAAGAAGGGAAAUGAAGAGGAUUUGUGUGAAGCUCUGCGCUGUCUGGGUCAGGGCUUGCAUACCCUCGAGGACUUUGCUGCACACACUAACUAUGUGGAGUUGGCAUUGCGCGAGAUGGGAAUGCAGAAUGUAUUCCCGCAUACUGGCACAAAUACCCAGAUUAACUUGCAUGGUCACCGUGUCUUCCCACUGGUCACUGGAACGUUUGGUAUGGUCGAUUUCUUCCACUCUGUGCUGGGUGAGGCGACGGAUCACUUUGCUCAGUCCGAGGUCAAUGAAAUGGAUCUUGCGCUGGGUGAUGCGGAAACGAGUGCCCAGUCGAAUAACUCGCUCGGUGCGUUGACUGGGCUUCUGGGCAAUAUUCCCGGUACAAAGGAGCUUGUCAGCGAGGCUGAGGGUUUGAAGAGAUCCUCGGCUGCUCAGGACAUGGCUAAUCGGAGCCGAAGCUCUGCAAUGGGCUAUGCGGAGUCGUCUCGCAGCAGCGGUACGGGAUCCAACCAUCCGUCGGGCACUGCGAAGCCAGGAACUGGGUUUGAUGGCAUGCCUGAUUUCAACCCCCAGGAGACAGUGGCCAAGAUCUACCCCAUUCUGCAAUUCCGGGAUAAGGUGGUGCGCAAGUUGGACUCGAUCAUCGAGAAGAUUCCAGGACUCGAAAGCCUGGUCGAGAAAAUCUCCGAGACCCUAACUGUCGUGAUCAUGUCCCUUCUGGCGCCCUUUGUGCGUCCCUUGAUCAAGGCUGCGUCCAAAUCUCUGCAAACCGGGUCAGCGGGCGUCAUCGAUGCCUCUGGAAAGCAUCAAUACGAACCAUGGACUGAUCCCCACUGCACGGAUCCCACCCACUCCCUCCUGUCCAAGGAUCACUUCGCAAACAUCUUGAACGAACCAGCCGGUCGAGUUGCAUCUUCAAUCGUCGAGUACGUUGCUCCCCGCAUCCUGUACGCCUGGCAACACAUCGACAUAGCCGAGAACGAAGUCCUGGAUGACUGCCUGCAAGUAUUCCACCACCCAGCACUGCGUAACAUGCGCAACGACGCCCACCGCAGCAUGUUCGAAGCCGUUGAAAAAUGGGCCCAUGCCCGUCCAGACCGCGGCGCCUCCCUAAACAGCAUCCUCAGCUCCGAAGGCGUCCGUUCAGGCCGCAACACCGGCGGCGUAAGCCACACCCACACCGGCGGCCACGGCGGAUUCGCAACACUAGGCAACAAGCCCCAUGGCCAGAAGCCAAGCCACGGGAGUCAGCACCACAGCAGCCAAGGCCACUCUGGAUUUUCAUCAUUCCUCUCCGGGCAAAGCAAUCAAAGCACACAAAACAAUAACACAGGCAUGCCAUGGGACAAAUUAUCCAACCUCCCUAUUCCAGGAAUAUCCAACCUCAACAAACUGAACAAAUUCUCAAACCUCAUUCCAGGUGGACUGACCCGCGAUAUGGACGAUAACUCCCAUUCAUCGCAAUCGCACCAGCAUCGACCGGCUGGGGAUGUAUCCACGUUCUCGCAUCCUGACGUAAACGUUCAAAAUGAAUAUCAGAAUCCGUACUCCGAUUACCACAAUCUGAACUCCCAUCCGCAGCCAGAAUAUCUGCAUGGACCACCAGGCUUCCAGGAACAUCAACAUCAGCCGGAAAGUCAGCCUGAGCAUGGAUUGCAUCACCAUGGUCAUGGUCAGCAUCAUGGUCACGCCCACUCCCAUGGCCAUGGUCAUAGCCAUGGACAUGAGCACAGACAUUCUCACACGCAUCAUGGAUCUCGGUAUUAG
Messenger RNA from Penicillium salamii, 2352 nucleotides. NCBI's taxonomy places the organism in Eukaryota, Fungi, Ascomycota, Eurotiomycetes, Eurotiales, Aspergillaceae. The record is from the annotation of a GenBank genome assembly.